Molecule: messenger RNA, 2959 nt
Organism: Xiphophorus hellerii (green swordtail)
Lineage: Eukaryota; Metazoa; Chordata; Actinopteri; Cyprinodontiformes; Poeciliidae
Product: acidic amino acid decarboxylase GADL1-like
Exons: 16
Coding region: 1084-2592 (502 amino acids)
Biological process (GO): carboxylic acid metabolic process
Cellular component (GO): cytoplasm
Molecular function (GO): carboxy-lyase activity; pyridoxal phosphate binding
Source: RefSeq, a predicted model, not a curated record
GGACUGCUGAUUGCAGCCAGUUCACAUUGUUAGCAGAACUAGAGGGCCCCAAACCCACAUUUCGAUUAGGGCCCCAUGGAGGCUUGGGCCGGCCCUGGCCCCAACCAUUGAAGCAGUGAACAUUUUAGACCUUACUAAUUGACAUCUGGGCCAAAAUUGAAGUUACUAAUUAACUGGUGUGUUUUUAUCCACUGUACUAUCCAGUAUACUGGUACAUGUCUUAGAGACACAAGUUAACUAGCUAAUAUAUUUUAGCUGCACCAAUGAAUUGGUAAAGCUUUCAAAGCUUUGACUAGUGUACAUACUGUCUUUGUUGGUAUAUUUCAUCUAAAUUGAUCAUUUCACGUUGUGUAUAACUACAGAUGUGUAGAUGUGAAAUUGAUGUUAAUGUUGAUAUCAAGGAUAUUGAAUAAAUACAAAAAAGUUUGCCAUAAACCUGGGCUUCCGUAGCACCUCUCAAUGCCACAGGCUGGAUGCCUUCAUGCAUAAUUCAUAAAGGAUCCCUUACCAAUCAUACAGUACACAGCGAGCUCCAUGUACCCCCACAUUGUGUUUUAAAAUCAUUUUUAUUGUUCUCACGUAAUAUUAAAUAUUAUAGAGAAACGAAAUUCUGGGUUUUCAUUAGUUAUAAGGUAUAGUCCUCAGAAUUAGGAGGCAUAAAUGUAUGAAAUAUAAUUUCAAUCUGGAAAGACUCGUACACAGAGAGAGAGAGAGAGAGAGUGGUAUUAGAAAGUUUAAUUGACAAAUGAAAGUGUUUGGCGCUCGGACCCAGGAGGAAGACCGCUGUCAGAGAGAAUGAGCCGCUGUGUAUGAAGAUUGGAGACGUCUUUCCCCCGUGGGCUCGGACACUGGUGGUGGAGAGGAUGGAUAUUGAAGAAGUCUUGAGCUGAAGGCGGAGGAAGGUUGAAGCUCAGUCAACCGAUGAACAGCUGAAUCUUAUCAAGGGAGCGACGCUUGAUGAUUGGAGGAGGAGAUCAUCACCGAUAGGUUGGAAUCGAGGCGCAUGACGACAUCCUUGGUUGGGCAGAGGGCAGCGCGACAUAUAACUCAAGUUAGGAGCACGAAAAGGACGACACUAAAAGAAUGGCUUCAAGUACAGAAACGCACAUCAAAGACAAUGAUCCCCUGGAUGACCCACCUCUGGACUUUGCUGCUACUGAAAGCUUUCUACAACAAGCAAUGACUAUGAUUUUAGAAGAUGCAGUGAAGAAGGCCACUGAUGUCAGACAAAAGGUUUGUGAGUGGCAUCCCCCAGAGGAGCUGAAGGAGCUUCUGGAUCUGGAGCUUAGAGACAGUGGAGAGUCUGAGGCAAGGAUCCUGGAGCUGUGCCGAGACGCCAUCAGAUACAGUGUCAAGCCCACUCAUCCUCAUUUCUUCAACCAGCUGUUUGCGGGGCUGGAGCCAUACUCCCUGGUGGCUAGCUUCAUCACUGAGGCCCUCAAACCCACCCUGUACACCUAUGAGGUGUCUCCAGUCUUCACUCUGAUGGAGAAUGCUGUGCUCAAGAAGCUGAUACAGACAGUUGGUUGGGAGGAAGGAGGAGAUGGACUCUUUAAUGCAGGUGGGUCGAUGUCCAACAUGUACGCCAUGAACCUAGCCAGGUACCGUCAUUUUCCUGAAAUCAAGGAGCUUGGAAACUCUGCAGCUCCCCGGCUGGCGGUGUUCACAUCACAAGAGUGUCAUUACUCCAUCUCAAAAGCUGCAGCUUUAAUGGGAAUCGGCACAAAGAAUGUCUUUGUGGUUCCGUCUGAUAAGAGAGGAAAGAUGAUUCCCUCUGCUCUUGAGGAGCAAAUCAAGUCUGUUAAAAGUGAGGGUGGAGAUCCCUUCAUAGUGAACGCCACAGCGGGGACCACUGUCCUUGGAGCCUUCGAUCCUAUUGACGAAAUUGCAGACAUCUGUGAGAAAUACAAACUGUGGCUGCAUGUGGAUGCAUGUUGGGGAGGAGCAGUUCUCAUGUCCAACAAGCACAAGCUCCUAAUGAAAGGCAUUCACAGAGUCGACUCUGUUGCCUGGAACCUUCACAAGAUGCUGAUGGCCUGUCUGCAAUGCUCAGCUUUCCUGGUCAGAGACAAAACUCAUCUCCUCCAGCGCUGCCACUCUGCUCGGGCUUCCUACCUCUUUCAGCAGGACAAGUUCUACGACUUGAGCUACGACACCGGGGACAAGUCUGUCCAGUGCAGCAGGAAGCCAGAUGCCUUCAAAUUCUGGCUCAUGUGGAAGGCUUUGGGUGCCAGCGAGCUGGGGCAGAGGGUGGACAGAGCUCUCGCCAUGGCCAGGUAUCUUGCAGAUGAAAUUACAAAAAGGGAAGGCUUCCGCCUUUUAAUGGAGCCUGAAUAUGCAAAUGUUUGCUUCUGGUACAUCCCGCCAAGUCUGAGAGACCUGCCAGAUGGGCCAGAGUUCCAGGAAAAACUACACAAUGUGGCGCCAGUUGUUAAGGAGCGCAUGAUGAAGAAGGGCAGCAUGAUGGUGGGCUACCAGCCCCACAGAGGCCAAGCCAACUUCUUCAGGAUGGUGGUGAUCAGCCCUCAGGUCAGCAGGCAGGACAUGGACUUUGUCCUGGAUGAGAUACACAGCCUGGGAAAGGACUUAUGAUACGCUGGCAGUUUCUCAGGGGGUCAUAUCUUCUGAAAGUUUAGAAAGAAUCAUUCGUGGAAUCGUGUCCCUGCAUAUCUUGUAUUAACAACUCUGAGUUGAAAUUUGUUCUUGGAAUAUAUUACUUUUGGCACUUUUUCCCUCAAUGACUCUUCCUCAUAUUUUCAAUUGAGGAAGCUGUUGAUUUCACAAGUGUGAAAAGUGAUCUAAGUUUAGGGUGUGGGGUUUAGAGUUGCGUUAUGUAAGUAGUUUUCAGCACACAGUGUUGUAAGAGUGCAACAUGUCAUCUUCGAAUUCAUACUUUGUGUCAAAUAUUUUUUCAUGGAACUGGAACAAUAAUAAACCAACUAUCUCUGGCCAUUCUAAA